GCCUCACUUUAGCAUCAUUCCCCAACACAAUUAGAGAGUUUGGUCCAAAAUACAACAUAGUAAAAUGGUGGUGGCAGAGUUCAAUAGUGGUGGUUUGAGAGGUAUGAGGGGCUUCAGCUACCAUGUUCUCACCGGUCGGUGGUUCAUGCUAUUUGCUUCUCUACUCAUCAUGUCCGUUGCAGGAGCAACCUACAUGUUCGGAAUAUACUCUAACGAAGUCAAAACCUCGUUGGGGUACGACCAAUCCACUCUCAACUUGCUAGGCUUCUUCAAAGACCUUGGUGCCAACGUUGGAGUGAUAUCCGGGUUGGUGAAUGAGAUAACCCCACCGUGGGUUGUACUCUCAAUUGGGGUCAUCAUGAACUUCUUUGGCUACUUCAUGAUAUGGCUCGCUGUCUCGGGUCGCAUUGCCAAACCCCAAGUUUGGCAAAUGUGUCUCUACAUUUGCAUUGGUGCAAAUUCUCAAACUUUUGCCAACACCGGUGCUUUGGUCACGUGUGUCAAGAACUUCCCAGGAAGCCGUGGCAGUAUUCUAGGCCUUCUCAAAGGUUAUGUUGGUCUAAGUGGUGCCAUCAUUGCACAACUCUACCAUGCAUUCUAUGGUGAUCACAACCCUCAGGCUCUUAUCUUGCUCAUUGCUUGGCUCCCUGCUGCUGUUUCCUUCCUUUUCCUUCCAACAAUAAGGAUAAUGAACACAAUACACCAACCCAAAGACAACAGAGUUUUCUACCACCUUUUAUAUAUUUCACUUGGCCUUGCUGUGUUUCUCAUGGUUUUGAUUGUUGUGCAAAACAAGGUUAGUUUCUCGAGGAUCGAGUACAUUGUCGAUGGCCUUGUGGUUUUCUCCUUUCUCCUUCUCCCUCUUGCUUUGGUAUUUAGAGAGGAGAUAAACCAAUUGAAAUCCAAAACCAUGGCUGAUUCAGAACCUCAGUUGAAAGUAGUAACUGAAGUGAUGCCACAUCCAAACGUGCAACAAGAAGUAAAAGCUACCACAAGCUCGCACGAGGAAAGUUGUUGUGCAGGGAACAUACUGAAACCUCCAAAGAGGGGAGAAGACUACACCAUUUUGCAAGCCUUGUUCAGCAUAGACAUGCUGAUUCUGUUCAUUGCAACAACAUUUGGUGCCGGUGGAACAUUAACAGCCAUAGACAACUUGGGACAGAUUGGACACUCAUUGGGGUACCCUAGUAAGAGCACUACCACCUUUGUGUCCUUAGUGAGCAUAUGGAACUACUUGGGACGCGUGGCUGCAGGUUAUGCCUCUGAAAUCUUCUUGACCAAAUACAAAGUCCCUCGUCCCUACAUGCUCACUCUAGUAUUGCUUCUCUCAUGUGUUGGCCAUGUUCUGAUCGCGCUUGGUGUCCCAAACUCUCUCUACUUGGCUUCGGUGAUUAUUGGGUUUUGUUUUGGGGCUCAAUGGCCGCUAAUGUUUGCAAUCAUAUCAGAAGUAUUUGGGCUUAAAUACUACUCCACGUUGUACAACUUUGGAGCUGCAGCAAGCCCUGUUGGGUCUUACAUUCUGAACGUGAAAGUGGCUGGUGUUUUGUAUGAUAAAGAGGCUUUGAAACAAUUGAAGGCCAAAGGCCUCAAGCGAGAAGCAGGGAAGGACCUGACUUGCGUGGGAGUGGAAUGCUACAGAAUGGCUUUUAUCAUAAUCACUGCUUCAACGUUGGUUGGUUGUUUUGCUUCGUUCGUUUUGGCAAUGAGGACUAGAAAAUUUUACAAAGGGGAUAUCUAUAGAAAGUUCAGAGUGGAACAUGAAACAACAGAGAAUGAGAUGGAAGUUACCAAGACUGGUAAUUAAUGUUUUGUUUGAAACAUAAGGUCACGUAACACUCAAAAAAUGAGUGGCACCAGGGGUACUCCUGCCACCACUACUGCCUUAGAGGAACCACACACAACUGAAAUCAAGUAUAAGUGUGUUUAAGUUUUAGCUAAGGUUAAUGUUUCGCUUUUUCUUGGUCAAUAUUAAUAAGUAUAAUUGUGUAAAAUUAGUCAAUGCUGAAUGAUAAGAAGUGUUAUCAAUUAGAGCACUUAUGUCUGUAAAUUAUUGUACGGUAUAGGAUAAUUAUAUUUUCA
Cajanus cajan (pigeon pea) is the source of this 2079-nucleotide messenger RNA. RefSeq names its product protein NUCLEAR FUSION DEFECTIVE 4. Gene Ontology annotation, cellular component: membrane. Lineage: Eukaryota; Viridiplantae; Streptophyta; Magnoliopsida; Fabales; Fabaceae. The record is from RefSeq and is a predicted model, not a curated record.